Engraulis encrasicolus (European anchovy) is the source of this 946-nucleotide messenger RNA. It is a transcript of the gene tex36, whose product is annotated as testis expressed 36. NCBI's taxonomy places the organism in Eukaryota, Metazoa, Chordata, Actinopteri, Clupeiformes, Engraulidae. The transcript is spliced from 5 exons. The record is from RefSeq and is a predicted model, not a curated record. Bases 238 to 780 code for a protein of 180 amino acids.
AAUACAGCCAGCUACACAUAACAUGCACCAUAACAUCAUAACUUCCGGCAACAAAAGGAAAUGAAUUUCUUCUGUAACCUUUACGACACUUCCCUUACAUGGAGCUGUGAUGUCAUAAACGGAAUGUUUCUCUUCAAACUCAUCAAAUACACUCAAAAACGCAUUACAGAAGAGUAGAUCAGGAAGCAAAGGAAAGUAAAGGAAAGGAAGAAAGAAGGAAGCUGACACGUGUGUGAUAUGAGGAGGAGUGACGAUAUGGAGCCUCACAAUCCUGUAUCUGCUGGAACCCUGGGUGCUGGACCGCAUCCAUCUUCCCCAACCAAUGGGGGACAAGAGGCGGGACCACAUCCAUCUUCUCCAACCAAUGGGGGACGAGAGGCAGGGUCGCAGUAUCCUUACUCCGCCCAUGACAACCGCUCAUCUUUACUGCACAGUAUUCACCAGUUUGAUGGGGGCCUGGGCCGGAAGAAGUGUGUAGAUGACCGUCGCCAGCACAACUCUCAUUUCUGCCUUUGCCAUGAGGAAGCGCCCAGCGUAAGCCCCACCCCCAUCUCCACCUACCAGAUUGACUUCCUGUCAAAGCAGGAAGUGGAGGCCACCAGCAGCCGCCGUUUUCCCAGAAACCACCAGGAGCAAAGCAAGAUGGCCGCCGCGGAGUCGCCACUGUGGUUCGCACGCCACGACGACACACACACGCGCACACCACUACACGUGCUGGCUGCUGUCAAUGACCCCUCCUCGGCCACACACACGCGCACGUUAGCACCACGUGCACACUAGUAUCACACACACGCACGCACAUGCUGCAUGCAAGCGUGCACACACAUAUUAGUGUCAGACACACACACACACACACACACACACACACACACACACACACACACACACACACACACACACACACACACACACACACACACACACACACAGGCUUGCACCAUCUUCA